This is a messenger RNA of Lachancea meyersii CBS 8951, 522 nucleotides long. Lineage: Eukaryota; Fungi; Ascomycota; Saccharomycetes; Saccharomycetales; Saccharomycetaceae. The record is from the annotation of a GenBank genome assembly.
AUGUAUACCCCCUCAAUUCUACGUCACUUUGUCGCCCUUAUUCUGUUCUUCGCCGUCGGGACUCGUUUGUGUGAGGCUGCUCCAAGCCGUUCUCCAUACUACCCAAAGCACAAGAACGCGACACAACCAUCGAAACCCGUUGGUAUUUGCGCCAAUUUGACGAGUGACUUCCCCGACUACUAUCUCUCAAACACUGAAAAAGCUAUCGAAUACCUAUUGCAAGACGCCAGCAAGUACAUCCAGGGCUUCUGGAACCAGUACGAAGCUGCAAAGAAAUCUCAGGACAUUUUGAGCGGAUUUGAGUCUUAUUUGCACUUUGUGUCUUUGCAGGACACCAAGGGUGACUUGAUCGAAGAUGUGGUCAACGAUACAGACCAUUACUUUGAAUAUAUUAACACUGACGUUCUAGAUGUCGUUGGUGAGAAGCUGUCUAAGAAAAAGCAGAAGCAAUCAAACGACAAUAUGUACUCUCUCGUUGUGGGAGUCCUAAAUGACAGCAGACCAACGCACGGUGGCCAUUAA